AUGGCGGCCACUGUCCCACGACAGCCGUUGCUGCAGCUUCCCAAUGUCGCGGGGGCGGAGGCGGCGGAGAAGAGGUUCUGUUCGGUCUCCAUCUUGUCCAAAUCACCACCCGCUGUUCCGGCGUUGUCGAGCCACCCGGCUCAGUCGCCUCCACCGGUGGUGGCCGUCCGCCGCCGGCUGAACCCGCUCCAAAAGCUGGCCGCCGCGGCCUUGGACGCCCUAGAGAGGAAGGUCGUGGCGGAGCUGGAGGCGAAGGGGCCGCCGCUCACCUCUACCGUCGACCCGGCGGUACAGAUCGCCGGUAACUUCGCGCCAGUAGCGGAGUCACCGCCGCGGCGCGACCUCCAGGUGCAGGGGCGCAUCCCCGACGACCUCCGCGGUGUCUACGUCCGCAAUGGCGCCAACCCCCUGCUCCCUCCCGCGGGGCGCCACCACCUCUUCGACGGCGACGGCAUGGUGCACGCCGUAUCGUUGACUGGCCCCGACACGGCCAUCUACAGCUGCCGCUUCACCCGCACGAGCCGGCUCCUGCAGGAGGCGGCGCUGGGCCGGGCCGUCUUCCCCAAGGCCGUCGGCGAGCUCCACGGAAUCUCCGGCCUGGCCCGGCUGGUCCUGUUCCACCUGCGCGCCGCCGCCGGCAUCGUCAACUCCGCCGCCGGCGUGGGCGUGGCGAAUGCAGGGCUCGUCUACUUCGACGGGCGCCUCCUCGCCAUGUCGGAGGACGACCUCCCCUACCAGCUCCGCAUCACCGCCGACGGCGACCUCCACACUGUCGGCCGCUACGACUUCGCUGGCGAGCUCCAGUCGUCGAUGAUCGCCCACCCGAAGAUGGACCCGGUCACCGGCGAGCUCUUCUCCCUGUCCUACGACGUAGUGGCGAAGCCCCACCUGAGGGCCUUUCGGGUUAGCCCCUCCGGUGCAAAGUCCCCCGAUGUGGCCGUCUCCCUCGAGAAGCCCACCAUGAUCCACGACUUCGCCAUCACCGAGAACUACACCAUCAUCCCCGACCACCAGGUUGUCUUCGAGCUCCCGCAGAUGCUUCGCGGGGAGUCCCCACUCCGCCACGAUCCCCAAAAACGGGCCAGAUUCGGCGUCCUCCCCAAGUACGGCGACGAUGAGUCUGCCAUCCGCUGGGUAGACGUGCCUGACUGCUUCUGCUUCCACCUGUGGAACGCAUGGGAGGAGGAGGCCGACGGCGGCGGCGCCGCCACCAUCGUCGUCAUCGCUUCCUGCAUGUCCCCGCCGGAUGCGCUCUUCUCCGAUCGCCGGAGCGAGCCUUUCAGGAGCGUGCUUUCGGAGAUCCGGCUCAACCCCACCACCGGGAAGUCCUCCCGGCGAGUCAUCGUCCCGGAGACCAACCUAGAGGCCGGCCAGGUCGACCGCCGGCGGUUGGGGAGGAAGACCCGCUUUGCGUACCUCGCCAUUGCAGAGCCCUUCCCCAAAUGCUCCGGCAUCGCCAAGGUCGACCUGGUCACCGGCGACGUGACGCGGUUCCCCUACGGCGACGGACGGUUUGGUGGGGAACCCACAUUCGUGCCGGCGGACUCCACCGGCGGCGACGGCGACGUGGAAGACAGAGGUUACGUGAUGGGCUUCGUCUACGACGAGAACUCGAACCAGUCAGAGCUCCUGAUCCUCGACGCGUCCACUAUGACCGAGCUGGCCUCUGUUAGGUUGCCCAGCCGAGUCCCCUACGGCUUCCACGGCACCUUCGCCAGCUACGGCGACCUGCAUCACCAGCGCUAG
Molecule: messenger RNA, 1746 nt
Organism: Spirodela intermedia
Lineage: Eukaryota; Viridiplantae; Streptophyta; Magnoliopsida; Alismatales; Araceae
Source: the annotation of a GenBank genome assembly